Messenger RNA from Sclerotinia borealis F-4128, 990 nucleotides. The record is from the annotation of a GenBank genome assembly. NCBI's taxonomy places the organism in Eukaryota, Fungi, Ascomycota, Leotiomycetes, Helotiales, Sclerotiniaceae.
AUGGAUCUGCAGAUGCCGUUAGUUGAUGGGGCAUUGUCCACGAAAAUGAUUCGCGAGUACGAGAAAGCGCUUGUCGAAAAAUUGAAACACAUUCGCUCAAGAGUUCCAACAAUAGCUGUUUCCGCUUCACUCACCGAGGACAAGAGAUUCGAAUAUGUUCAAAGCAGUGCACUCACGGGCCUGCGCGAAACCAUUCAGGAAAGACAAAUUGGUAGGUCGCAGGCCCUACUAGACAAGGGAACAGAUGUGAAUGGGAAGGAUAUUGGAGGAUGGACGGCUCUAAUCGUAGCUGCCACAGAUGGAUGCGAGAAAAUUGUGCACUUGUUGCUGGACAAUGGUGCUGAUGUUAACAUAAGGGGAUAUGAUCAACGGUCAGCUUUGCACUGGGCGUCCAAAAUUGGGCAUGAGGCGGUUGUGCAGCUUUUGGUUGAGAAAGGGGCCGACAUCAAUGCGAGUGCGUACGGGUGGACAGCGAUGCUGCUGGCGGCCAAGAACGAGUUUAUGUCGAUCGUGUGCUUUCUAAUCCAAAAUGGAGCUAAUAUUAAUGCGGAGGAUUAUCAUGGACGAACAGCACUUCACUGGGCCGCAAAUUAUGGUAGCGAAUCGGUAUUGAAGCUGCUAGUGAAAAAGGGGGCUGAUGUUAAUGCUGUCGAUCGCUGGGGAAGGACAGCGAUGAUAUGGGCAGCUGAAAAUAUGCAAAACGCAGUAGUGGAAAUGCUGUUAGAUGUUAGGGCCGACGUUGAGGUGAAGUCUCCGUAUACUUUUGCCGCACUCCACAUAGUAACUUUUAUGGGGUGGGAGUCAGUUGUGCAACGACUGCUAGAAAAGGUAGUCGAUGUAGAGGCCGAAGCUCAAUGUUGUGAAGUUGAGGAGGAGAGUGAGGAUUAUGAAAAUGAUGCGGCAGAAAUGGCGGAGAAGCCAGUGAGCGACCUUCUACGCCCGUGGUUGUCUGACCAAAGAACGAUUUGGGAGGCACGAAGCAGUUCAUAG